Messenger RNA from Corvus hawaiiensis (hawaiian crow), 898 nucleotides. It is a transcript of the gene SHISA4, whose product is annotated as shisa family member 4. The coding region runs from base 199 to 807 and encodes 202 amino acids. The record is from RefSeq and is a predicted model, not a curated record. Lineage: Eukaryota; Metazoa; Chordata; Aves; Passeriformes; Corvidae. The transcript is spliced from 5 exons.
CGCCGCCGGGCUGCGGCGUCACUGCGGGCCUGCGCCGGCCCCGCUCCGGCACCGGGAGACGCCGGCAGAGGGAGCGGCACCGCGGCACCGGCCCCGGGCAGCACCGGCCCCGGAAGCGGCUCCGGUCCCGGCGCCGCCGCGCAGCCGCCGCCCCUGUCCCGGGCAGCGCUGAGCGGGGACACCGGGCCCGGCCCCGGGAUGGGGCCCGGCGGCGCCGGGAGCGGCUGGCCCCUGGCCGGGACCCUGCUGGUGGCCGUGGCCGCCUCGAUGGUGGCCGGGGGCGAGGACUGCCUGUGGUACGUGGACAGAAACGGGUCAUGGCACCCUGGCUUCGACUGCGAGUUCUUCACCUUCUGCUGUGGCACGUGCCACCAGCGGUACUGCUGCCGAGACCCUCUGCGCCUGCUCACCGAGCGCCAGCAGCGCCACUGCCUUGCCUUCAGCCCCAAGACCAUCGCGGGCAUCGCCUCAGCCGUGGUGCUUUUCAUCGCCAUCGUCACCACCAUCGUCUGCUGCUUCAUGUGCUCCUGCUGCUACUUGUACCAGCGCCGGCGGCACCCCCCCACCCCCCUGCAAGGCCCGGAAAUCCCCUUGUGCAGCUACCCCCCCGCAGCUCCUCCAGCUCCCUUCCCCAUGGACCCCAAAGCCGGCCCUAUGCCUCCCCAGCCUGGCUUCACCCCCAUGGCCAUGUACCCCUCGCCCAGCCCUGCCGUCCAGUACCCCAUGUACCCCUCCGGCCCCCCUGCCUACAACCCCACAGCACCACCGCCCUACACCCCGGCACAGCCCAGCUACCCCGGAGCAUAGGCCCCCGCCGGGACCCCCGCACCCACUGCCGGCCAGCGGGGCCGGGCUGGGGACCCCCGGGACCCCCCAUGCCGCUGGAGGGGUGCCCCAG